AUGGCAUCUUGUGCGGUUCAAUUGAUUGAGAAAAAAGGAGUCAAGAAAAAGCCCGAUAAGCAGGAAAUGCCGUUUGUGAGAGAACUUCAUGUGAAGCAUCCCUUACAGAACAGAUGGGCUCUCUGGUUCUACAAAAAUGAUAAGAGCAAAAUGUGGCAAGACAACCUGAGACUUAUCACCAAGUUUGACACUGUGGAGGAUUUCUGGGCGUUGUACAACAACAUUCAGCCACCGAGCAAACUGUCAUCUGGCUGUGACUACUCAGUGUUCAAGGAUGGGAUUGAGCCAAUGUGGGAGGACAGAAGUAACAAGUGUGGGGGACGCUGGCUCAUCACUCUGUCCAAACAGCAGAGACACACUGAGCUUGACCGUCUUUGGUUGGAGACGCUCCUGUGUCUGAUUGGUGAGGGUUUUCGGUCCUUCAGCAGAGAUAUCUGUGGGGCUGUCAUUAAUGUACGAGCCAAAGGAGACAAACUGGCAGUCUGGACCACCAACACUGAGAACGGACAGGCUGUAAAAUACAUCGGGCGGAAGUACAAAGAAGAACUCGGUUUGCCUGCCAAGCUUGUCAUCGGAUACCAAGCACACGCAGAUACAGCCACUAAAAGUAACUCUAUGACAAAGAAUAAGUUUGUUGUUUGA
Chanos chanos (milkfish) is the source of this 642-nucleotide messenger RNA. RefSeq names its product eukaryotic translation initiation factor 4E family member 1B (gene eif4e1b). NCBI's taxonomy places the organism in Eukaryota, Metazoa, Chordata, Actinopteri, Gonorynchiformes, Chanidae. Gene Ontology annotation, biological process: translational initiation. Gene Ontology annotation, cellular component: cytoplasm; eukaryotic translation initiation factor 4F complex. Gene Ontology annotation, molecular function: translation initiation factor activity; RNA 7-methylguanosine cap binding. Bases 1 to 642 code for a protein of 213 amino acids. The transcript has 7 exons. The record is from RefSeq and is a predicted model, not a curated record.